Limulus polyphemus (Atlantic horseshoe crab) is the source of this 502-nucleotide messenger RNA. RefSeq lists its product as uncharacterized. The transcript has a single exon. The record is from RefSeq and is a predicted model, not a curated record. Lineage: Eukaryota; Metazoa; Arthropoda; Merostomata; Xiphosura; Limulidae. The annotation marks the transcript as partial.
AUGUUGAUACCUUUAGUAGAAGGCAGAAUUAUGUUGAUACCUUUAGUAGAAGGCAGAAUUAUGUUGAUACCUUUAGUAGAAGGUAGAAUUAUGUUGAUACCUUUAGUAGAAGGUAGAAUUAUGUUGAUACCUCUAGUAGAAGGCAGAAUUAUGUUAAUACCUCUAGUAGAAGGCAGAAUUAUCUUGGUGCAUCUAGAAAAAGGCAGAAUUAUGUUGAUGCCUCUAGUAGAAGGCAGAAUUAUGUUGAUGCCUCUAGUAGAAGGCAGAAUUAUGUUGGUGCCUCUAGAAGAGGGUAGAAUUAUGUUGGUGCCUCUAGAAAAAGGCAGAAUUAUGUUGAUGCCUCUAGAAAAAGGCAGAAUUAUGUUGAUGCUUCUAGUAGAAGGCAGAAUUAUGUUGAUGCCUCUAGUAGAAGGCAGAAUUAUGUUGAUGCCUCUAGUAGAAGGCAGAAUUAUGUUGAUGCCUCUAAUAGAAGGCAGAAUUAUGUUGAUAUUUCUAAUUAAAG